CGACUCGUAACAUUAACGUAACAAACAACCCGUCCCAUCUCCCUCCACCCCAAUGCCACCCCCCACUCCCACCAUCCUACGCAACUCCACAACGGCCAACAAAACAACCUCCAUACCCAACAAUGCGACACGUUCGAACCCCGCCUCUACGGCCCUCCCUCUCUCCAAUCCUCGAACAUGACGACCCCCACAACCGCAUCCCACUCAUGUCUGGCGGAGCCAAACGCUCCUACUUUACUAUUCCGGUGCCGAUGCAACCUCCUCCUCCACCGCCAAUACUGCCGCUGUCGGGGUCAUUAUCACUGCCGUUUUCGAAUGAAAUUACUCCGGCCUCGACGGCGACCGCUACGCCUAGCCAGGAAUUGGAUGAGGAGAUGGCGGGAUUGGGAGUGAUGGCGGCGGAGACGAGGAGGUUUAGGUGGAGGGGUGGGACGCAUGCGAUUGCUAGUGCGGGGAGGAUGAGGAGGGAGGGAUUGGUGGUGUGGCUUUGUGUUUGGGUGCUGGUGGGGCUUGUGAGGGUUUGGGUUGGGGAAGUGCUGUGGUGGAGGAGGAGGCAUGGAUGAUGGGGCGAGAUAGAACUGAUGAUGAGGGAGAGAUGAUGGGGGAUUAUUUGUUGGUUUGAGUUUAUUAUACCACGGGAUGGGAUUCGGUAUGAGUAUGGCGUUAUGGGUUUGUUUCUGGAGUAUCGGGCGGUUAUGGAGUCUUUUACAUUAUCUUUGGGCAUUUUCCUUUCAUAUCGUUCAGUCAUCGUCGUCUUCACUUUCUCUUUUAUCAAUCAUCGCUCAUUGCUUUCGGAGCAUGUUCAUCCUACUUCCUUUAAUCUUUCUGACAGCUUUGCAAUUGGACUUGCAGCAGGAG
Messenger RNA from Ascobolus immersus RN42, 858 nucleotides. The record is from the annotation of a GenBank genome assembly. Lineage: Eukaryota; Fungi; Ascomycota; Pezizomycetes; Pezizales; Ascobolaceae.